UAGAACAAUGUUUACCUAAAACACAUUGCAUCUUCACAAUACUUUUAGAAAUAUGUAUUAUACAAAAAGAGGAUGUAUAUAUCGUAGCGUUUGUACAAUCAACUUAACAUUCCUUGUUCAGAAAGAGAGAUAUUGAGAACAUUUCAUUUUUUACAGAUGGAAGUGGAGUGUCGGUUCCUAUGCCCCCUACAUUUGAAAAAAUAAAAGAGGAGAUACUGAAGAAGAUUGAAUCUGGAGAUAUUCUAUUAGGAUCUUUGGUUGAGCCAAAAAAAUAUAAAAAAGCUGUGAUAAAGAAUGGAGUGAUUUUCAAUGAAGAAUUCACAGUAUCUGGUCGUUGUAUACCACUGAGUGACAUUCGCAGAAAGAUUUUUGAAGAACAUCAAAGUUUGGGGAUUAUGAGAAAUCCAAAAGGUGCUUUGACAAGAUACUUCAUACUAUGGUCUGAUCAUGCAUCACUUUUGAGUGCUGGCCAUUUACUAUUGACUGUCAAAGUUGUUUACGAUGACAAGUUAUUUUAUACAGAUGAGGAAAUGUAUGCAAAAACAGGAAUUUGUCAUGAUGUUCAAGAACUUGUGGAGCGUCCAUCCGUUUAUAUUAUUGGUUUUGCCCAGGAUAGCAUUGCAGAGAAGCUUUCAUAUGUCGAAACCAGACUUAAUGACAUUAGAAAAUUGUCUGACCCAUUAAUUGUCAAUGAUAAGAAAGUGGUUGAUGUGAUAAGGUUUUUUCAUGGUGACCAUCCUGAAAUACAAUACGAGAGUGGUAACUCUCAUGGUGGAAACUUUCCCUGUCUUUGUGGAUGCAAAAAAUCAAGAUUUACAGAUAUAGCCCAUGUCUACAGUAACAAAAUAGUGUCCUUGGAACAAAGAAGGAAGAAGGUAAUAUCAGGCCCAGCAGGACAACAACAAAAAGCUGUGUCUCCAUUUCAACAACUCAAUGUGGAGAAACUGGGUCUUGAAGUAAAUUACAGAAACCUUGACCGUGACUUACCAGUUCAUCAAAAGUUGCACAAAAAGGACCUUGAACAGCUACUAAAAAAUCAUUUGACAGGAAUUAUCCGUGUUCCAGCUCUUUGCUUUGGAAAUGAACAUAGUACAAUGGAGUCCUUGAAUCUUGCUAAUUAUGAAGUGAUGCCGAUUGAACCACUGCAUGAUUGUAAAGGACAUAUCAAGAAUUUGUGGGAUGUUUUGCAUGAAGUGUUGACACCUCAAGAGAAUAAAAUUUUUCAACAGUCCCUAGAUGCCACAUAUGGUUCGAAGGACAAGGUGAGAGGAUCUGACUAUCGGCUGUCAUCAAUAGUUGUUUACCAAUCAAUGCAAAGCACUUGCAGAAAGGAAAUCAAAGAGUUGUUGUACACAUUGAUGGAGCUAGUUCGGUUAUCAUAUCUUAAAUCCCAAAAAAGGUCCCCACGAAUUAUUCUACGAUUACAUAAUAUUAGUUUCCAGCAUGCCAUGUUGUGCCAAGAUCUGUUUGGGCAUAAUUUAAAGUCAAUGUCUACACAAAAGCUUUAUGGCAUUUAUUAUCAUGGCUUGACAACACAUUUAGCAGAAGUAUCGAGAAUUAUCUCACCAAGCUCCUUACACACAGAGAAUGAAGAACAGCUAUUCAGCAAAAUUAAUCAAAUAAGUUUGAGAACAUCAGCCAGAUCCUUAGAAUCCAUACGUGAUAAUAGCAUCAUCCGUAUUCAAGCUGAACAGAAAUUUAUUGCCAAAGAAUGUUCUAGAAAAUCAACUAACACAUCUAAAAUAUCGAAAUUUUCAGAGAGUGUACUUGAUGAGAAAAGAAGUUGUUUUAACAUUAACUUACCUCUACGGAAAUAUCAGGCACACUUGGAAAGAAUUGCAGAUUUUUUGCUCUAUGGUAAUGGUGUUUGGUGGCAUAGAGAAAAUGAUAUUAUCAUAUUUCAUGAUGGAAAAGAGGAUGAUGAUUUCAGAGUUGAAGGGCCUUUGAUGACAAAUUUCAAACAAGACAACCUGCAAUCAGUAGCAAAAGAUGUAGAAGCUUGUUGGAAGAAAUGCGUUGAUCGUGGUAUUGAAUUGCCAAUCACAAAGAUAAAUACUUUCGACGAAAAUGGAGAUUUAAUAGAAUGCAAGGCACUUGAAGAAACUGGCGUUACAAAUCCAAAAGCAAACAUAACAAGUAAUAUCAAACUGAUGGCUGAUGAUGAUAAUGCAGAAUAUGAUAAUGCGUAUAUAUCACAUGAUAAUAAUGAAGAGAUAGAAAUGGAGAUAGAUAUCACAUUAGAACAGCAACCUUCCUUAUUGGAUUUAGAAGUUGACCAAGCUGUUCAUUUUAAGAAAGAAACAUCAAACACAAUUACAUUGGAACAACAACCUUGCAUAGCUGACUCAGUUACUAAUCCUAAAAAAACUGCAGAAAAUAGUAAGUUGGAAAAGAUCUGUAGAGACAGACAGACGAAAGCUGACCAAAACCCAAUUCUUGAAUCAGGUGUAUGCAAGAACAUAAUGUAUGUUCUUGGCUAUUCAGAUAAAUUGAAGGACUUCGACCGUCAUCAUAUGUCAUAUAAGCUGACUAAAAGUGAACAUUCAAGAAAAAAAUGUAGAGCAUUUAUCAUUCAUUUUCGCGAAAAAGUGAUGGCUGUUCAGCAUGAAGCAGAAAAAGCUACGAAAGAUUGGGAAAAAGACUUCAUACUACUCUUUCGUACAGAGGUAGGAUUUGCACCCACAACUAUUUAG
Messenger RNA from Hydractinia symbiolongicarpus, 2693 nucleotides. RefSeq lists its product as uncharacterized. The record is from RefSeq and is a predicted model, not a curated record. Bases 180 to 2693 code for a protein of 837 amino acids. NCBI's taxonomy places the organism in Eukaryota, Metazoa, Cnidaria, Hydrozoa, Anthoathecata, Hydractiniidae. The transcript is spliced from 8 exons.